Molecule: messenger RNA, 2262 nt
Organism: Stegastes partitus (bicolor damselfish)
Lineage: Eukaryota; Metazoa; Chordata; Actinopteri; Pomacentridae
Gene: zdhhc23b
Product: zDHHC palmitoyltransferase 23b
Exons: 4
Coding region: 6-1265 (419 amino acids)
Biological process (GO): peptidyl-L-cysteine S-palmitoylation; protein targeting to membrane
Cellular component (GO): Golgi apparatus; endoplasmic reticulum
Molecular function (GO): protein-cysteine S-palmitoyltransferase activity
Source: RefSeq, a predicted model, not a curated record
CUGUCAUGAAGAAGCGAGCCAAGAAGGUGCUGGAGGAGAAGGAGGAGGUCUUGUGCUGCUGCGAGUAUGUGAACAGACAUGGAGAGCGCAGCCAUGUGGCGGCCUGCUGCUGCGACUGUGAGGACCUGGACGACGCCUGUGAUAGGUUUAUGAAGAGGGAGGCCCAGAAACCAGAGUCCCUGUCGCAGGUGGCUGCAGUCGUCACGGACCGGAUCCGUGUGCCCUGGCUGUGGGGUGGCGCCCGAAAACUGGAGCUGUCCAUCAUCCCUCCUCUCAUUCUCCUCCCCGCCCUGCUGCACCUCGCCGCUCUCCACUUCAUGCUUGGCCUGGUGGUUCUGACAGCUCUGCCCGUCUUGGUGCUUUGGUACUACUACUUCACCCAUCGCAAGAAGGGACGGACGCUCUUCUUCCUCAGUCUGGCCCUCUUCUCCUUGGCGUACAUGUACUACUUGUUCAUCACAGAGGUGGUUCCCAGCGGCGACGUCGGCCUGCUUCCGGUAGUGCUGGUAAGUGUGGGGGUCGUCCUCACCCUGCUGGCUCUCGUCCACACCAAGAGGGACCCUGGCAUUGUGCGGCCAAACCAGGAGGCCGUCCACAGCACGGUGACGUAUUACGCCCCCCUGGUGGACAGAGACCCUUCCCUGAACGGGGGGAGGCAGGAUGUGACAAUGACAGUGUCCAACCGGUCGGGGUCGCCGGAGCAGGCGGAGGUGAAGGAAAGUAGCCGAAAGAACUGGUGUCCGGUGUGCAGGGUGGUGCGGCCCCCGAGGGCCGGACAUUGUCGGAUCUGUGGUGUCUGCGUGCUGCGUCUCGACCACCACUGUGUCUGGAUAAACAGCUGUGUGGGACAGGCCAACCACCGCAGCUUCCUGCUCACGCUUGUCUUCUUCCUGCUGACGUCGCUGUACGGCAUCAUCCUGGUGCUGCAGAGUGUGUGUCCGCAACAAAACGUCCUCACCGCCUUGCUCUACUGCCCAGGAGUCUACAACCAGUACAGCACUGCUCUGUGCUUCACCUGUGCGUGGUACAGCAGCAUCGUGACCGGUGGGCUGCUUCACCUGCUGCUAGUGCAGGUCAUCAAUGUCAGCUAUAAUGUGACCGAGCGAGAGGCACGAAUCGCCCUGCGAGAGAAAACCGCCCGCAGUGCCUACUGGGGGCUCGUGGUGGACACUGGGGUCUACUCUCUAGGUUUCCGUGGCAACUGGUCCGAAUUCAUGACCAUGGGGGACAAACUAAAUCCCCCCUCUCCUGCAGAUCUGGUGUAAGAGACUAUUACACAACCCUAUUACACACGGGAUUAUGGCUGCUGUUCUGUUCGUGUCCACUGGAUGGCAACAUGGCUCCUUUUAAACCAGGUUUAACUUAAACGGGCCCUCUGCUGUUGGCAGUAAACCUGAGGGCUACCAGGACUGUUCUCAGCAAUGCUUUAAGUUGCAGCUACAGCCGUGGAGUUGCACUGACUCUGACACUUUGAGCAAUAACAACUACAAAUCCCAGUGAGAUGCAUUUACUGCCAUUACUUUGACUGACAACUGGCAUCUCCUCUAUGCCGCUGUACUCACUCUCACCCAUGUUCACACCACCGCUGCCUCAUUCUGCUUCUCAUCAGCUGCUCUGCCAAACAGACAUCACUGUUUUCUCCACUCUGGAUGUCUUCCUUGGAUUUGAACCCUGACCUUUUGUCUCCUCUACUUUCUAGUGCCUUGGUGGAUGAUUGCAAACAAGCAAAUCGUGAGUGAACUCCAACAAUGCCAGUCUGUUGAUUCUGGUAGAGGCAUUUCCUGUGAGCACAACAGCAACCACACAAAUGACACCUCUUGAUACAUAGAUACACUUGUUCAAGGAUGGUCUUCUUCUUCCCCAUACCUCCUUCAUCCUUCACAAACACCAACUGUACUUUACCUUACACGGCCUUGUAAAAUGCGUCAAGGACAUUUACCACAGAUUAAUUAAACAUAUGUCUGCAAAAGCCAGAAAAUCAAGUUCUACAGCAAUCACUUGCAUAGUUUUGAAUAGAUUCAUAGUAAGUUUGACUCUGUUAAGCUCUUUCAAACUGACUCACAAAUGAAGCAACUCCGAAUACAUGAAAAAAGCAAAUGAAUCAAUGUGUUUAAUACAGAAAUGAGCUUUCCACUAUCACUGCUUUUCAGUCCUCAACAGAAUGAAAAGCUUUUUUGUAUCCUGAAAAUUGUAUGGGCCCAGUUGUGUGUGUUUGUAUGAAAUCAAUUAAAUUUAUUUUUAUUAAAUGAACAUGAAAAAUAU